Corylus avellana is the source of this 1230-nucleotide messenger RNA. The record is from RefSeq and is a predicted model, not a curated record. NCBI's taxonomy places the organism in Eukaryota, Viridiplantae, Streptophyta, Magnoliopsida, Fagales, Betulaceae.
GAAAAUUGGUGUUUGGCAACAGAAAAGGAAAAAGCAAAAAGGAAGAAAAAUUCUGCCAUGGUGGCUACGCGAACGGAAAUGGCCAACCAUGUUGGUCCAUUGGUCCAGCCUAAUUCGAAACCGGUCAACCACGCCGGCCAGGUUGACCCGAUAGAUCCAUUUAUCAGUAUCAACCCUGUUGAUCCCAUAAUUCAGCAGGGACCGGUUCAACACAACAUACCUCCCCGUCGAUCGGAAAUGGGAGAUCCUGAACGCUUUGCGGCAAUGGCAGCGCAAAUCGAAGCCCUGACACGGCAAAACGCAGAACUCCGUCUACGAGUAUCAGAGCAGUCUCAUCGCAAGGAAACCCGUGGUAGGCGGGACGAAGAAGAGCACAACAGCCGUGUUGGCACUCAUAAUCAACCAAGAAGAGGACACCACGAAGAGAACUUCAAGCAGCAUGCAAGUCGAAACGAGGAAAAUCGGGUGAAUGAUAGCAAAAUCAGUGGUACCCAAGAUAGACAUGACGAACUCAACAGGAGGAUGGCAGAGUUUGACAAGAGGUUCACCAACCUGGAGAUGGAGCGAAAGAAUAAAGGGAAGGACACCUUCGUGGAGAAGAUGUUGCAGGGAACCAGUUCACCUUUUUCCCCACGUGUGGAGGAAUAUAGGUUGCCUGAAAAAUUCAAGGCUCCUCCUAUGAUGAGUUACAAUGGGGUCGGAGAUCCAGUUGAACACUUGGAAGAUUUUCGGUCACAUGUGUGCCUCCUUGGCAUCCCAAACGAGGUGGCUUGCAGGGCCUUCCCCCUCACUUUAUCAGGAAGUGCCCGGAACUGGUUCAGGAAGCUGCCCCCGGGCUCAGUCGACAAAUUUGAAGAUCUAGGUCGGGUAUUCUUAACUCAGUUUAUGACUUCACGGAUCCGGAAGAAACCACCAUCCUAUUUGCUGACUCUGAAGCAGCGCAAUGAUGAAACCUUGAAGCAAUUCAUAACUCGAUUCAACCUAGAGAAGACAGAAAUUGAAGAACCCUCAGAUGACCUGAUAUACUCGGUAAUUUAUCAUGGGCUCUUGACCAAAGAACCAGUGAUGAGGAAAAUGGCACGAAAACCACCGAGCAAUCUACAAGAAUUGAUGAGCAAGGUACAAGAGUUCAUCAAUGAGGCUGAUGUUCUGGAAGCAAUAGAUAGCACGAGACAUCCGGGGCAAAAAGAAGAUAAAAACAAAGAAGACUACUUCCAGGAUUGGGUGUAG